AUGGCGGCUGCCGCUGGCCCAGGGCUGACCCUGGGCAAGUGGCAGUGGGGACAGGGGCAGGGGAGGUGGGCCCAGCAGAGUGCAGCCUGUACUCCCCACAUGGCAGUGGUGGAGGCUGUGAGCACUCCCAAUGGUCGCUGCCGCUUGUCCAGAAGGACCACAGGUUCCUUCUGCCAAGUGGAAGCAGAGCCUCUCUGCCAGGAAACCUCUGCACCAGCAGUGAAAGACAGGCCCAGCAGAGACAGCCACAAACUGUGGAUCGCUUGUAGCUUCCAACAGGUUGCCAAGGGCCAGGCAAAGAAAGCAACUGAAUCUGACUUACACCACAAAACCCCCAAAAGACCUGAAACCAACCCCAAGUGGCCAGCUUCAGACAACAUUGGAGCAGAGUCCAACAAGCUUCACAAACAGCUUAUCCAAAGAGAAAGUUGGAUCCAGGAUGCCCAGGAGUGUGACAAGGCAGGCAGUGUGGCCACCUGCCAGGCGGUCAUGCGAGCUGUGAUUGGCAUUGGGAUCGAGGAGGAGGACCGGAAGCACACCUGGAUGGAAGACGCCGACAGUUGUGUGGCCCACAAUGCCCUGGAGUGUGCACGAGCCAUCUAUGCCUACGCGCUGCAGGUGUUCCCUAGCAAGAAGAGGGUGUGGCUGUGAGCCGCCUACUUUGAGAAGAACCAUGGCACCAGGGAGUCCCUGGAAGCGCUUCUGCAGAGGGCCGUGGCCCAUUGCCCCAAAGCGGAGGUGCUGUGGCUCAUGGGUGCCAAGUCCAAGUGGCUGGCAGGCGAUGUGCCUGCGGCAAGGAGCAUCCUGGCUCUGGCCUUCCAGGCUAACGCCAACAGUGAGGAGAUCUGGCUGGCGGCCGUGAAGCUGGAAUCGGAGAACGAGUAUGAACGGGCCCGGCAGCUGCUGGCCAAGGCUCGGAGCAGCGCACCCACUGCCCGGGUGUUCAUGAAGUCUGCGAAGCUGGAAUGGGUGCUGGGGAACACUGAGGCCGCCCAGGAGCUGUGCGAGGAGGGCCUGAAGCACUACGAGGACUUCCCCAAGCUGUGGAUGAUGAAGGGGCAGAUCGAGGAGCAGGAGGAGCAGACGGACAAGGCUCGAGAGGCCUAUAGCCAGGGGCUGAAGAAAUGUCCCGGCUCCACAGCCCUGUGGCUUUUGCUUUCCUGGCUGGAGAAGAAGAUCGGGCAGCUGACCCGAGCUCGGGACUUGGAAAAGUCUCGCCUGAAGAACCCAAAGAACCCCGGGCUGUGGUUGGAGUCCGUGAGGCUGGAGUACUGUGCGGGGCUAAAGAACAUCACCAACACGCUCAUGGCCAAGGCGCUGCAGGAGUGCCCCAGCUCCGGUGUCCUGUGGUCUGAAGCCAUCUUCCUGGAGGCCAGGCCCCAGAGGAAGACCAAGAGUGUCGAUGCCCUGAAGAAAUGUGAGCACGACCCCCAUGUGCUCCUGGCCGUGGCCAAGCUGUUCUGGAGGGAGCGGAAGAUCACCAAGGCCAGGGAGUGGUUCCACCGCACCGUGAAGAUCGACUCAGACCUGGGGGACGCCUGGGCCCGCUUCUACAAGUUUGAGCUGCAGCACAGCACAAAGGAGCAGCGGGAGGAGGUGAGGAGGUGCUACGAGAACCUGGAGCCACGGCACCGGGAGCUGUGGUGCGCCGUGUCCAAGGACAUCGCCAACUGGCAGAGGAAGAUCGGGGAGAUCUUCAUGCUGGUGCAGCCCCCAUCAAGAACACCUUUUGGCUGGGCAGUCCCUCUGGGCCGGGUCUUGGGGCGGGUGGGCGAGUGUGCCUGCCUGCCAUUGCAAAACAGGGGCAGCCGGAAGCAUCAUCUUUACUGCGGGGAAAGGGGGCGCACGCAUGGGAACGGAGGAUGCCUCGCCAAUUGGCAACGUACUGCCUCCUGCCUGAACCCCGAAAAGUGCCGCUUUUAUUGCAACACGUGGCUGCAGGACGGAGCAGACCUUUGGCCCCGUGGACUUGGCCAAGUCGAAGGGGAAACAGACGCCAGGAGCGCCCGGUGGAAACACGACAAGGACCAGCCCCGUUCGGUGGGAGUUUCCGUGACACCAUCAUCACGUGUACGUGUGCUUAGACUGUCGAAAGCGUCGGCCUCGGGAGUGUGCAGGGGCCAGGACCCGCCGGCGACGGCCAGCGCAGGUGGGCGCUCCCUGCGCGGGGAGGGGGGCGGGGCCGGCUGCCAGCCCAGCGGGCACGCCCCCCGGUCACCUCCACCUCCGGGGGCGAGGCCGGGGCGGGAGGCGGCGGCAGCCCGGCGAGCUCCCGGCCCGGUGGGGCGUUCCCUGCCCGCGCCCAGGCCGCCUCCGGGCGCACCGCCGCCUCACGCGGCCCGGGUUCCCGGACCCAGACCCAGAAGGCGAGCGUCCAUUUACCUGCUCCCGCUCCCGCUCCCGCUCGCCGCCGCCGCCGCGCUGCUCAGCACGCCGUGA
Messenger RNA from Myotis myotis, 2439 nucleotides. Its product is annotated as pre-mRNA-processing factor 6-like. The record is from RefSeq and is a predicted model, not a curated record. NCBI's taxonomy places the organism in Eukaryota, Metazoa, Chordata, Mammalia, Chiroptera, Vespertilionidae. Gene Ontology annotation, cellular component: U4/U6 x U5 tri-snRNP complex; catalytic step 2 spliceosome. Gene Ontology annotation, biological process: spliceosomal tri-snRNP complex assembly; mRNA splicing, via spliceosome. Gene Ontology annotation, molecular function: protein binding.